UUCUCGCGAGACUUGUCAACGUGCCAGAGUACAAAGUCAAGUUACAGAGUUCAAACCGUUACUUGUGAGUUUUUCUUUCCCCGGUUGGCGGCUACGGGAAGUGACACCGGUUUACUUUGAAAAUACAACAAGACGGGGAGGAGGGAGGGAAGGAGAGAGAGAGAGAGAGAGUUAAAGAAAAGUUAUCCGCUCCUUCAUUCGACGGGACGUCCCUUCUCUGAAACAACCUACCACGUUGACAAGCUGCGAAUUUCAUAACCGCCGAGGCACGACCGGGCGGGUGUAAAGAGUUGUUUGAUUUGAUCACCGCGAGCAACCUGCGCGCGGUUUGUGAAACCGUCGCGAGCGCGAGCCCCAGAUGGCCUUUCGCCUCAGCAUGUGCGACUUGGAGGACACGUCCAGCUCCCUCAUCAUGAACGAGCGCGAGCGGCUGCUGAAUCCCGCGGACACCUGCGCGCGCGCGACCACGGCCGAGCUCAGCAAGGCGGUCUCGGUGUCGUUGGGUCUGGACUCGGUGUCUUCUCCGCCCAACAGCGGCGCGCACCCGUCCUCCGGCGGUGCCUACGCAGACUUCGACCCCGCGGCGGAGAGCAGCGCUCGCGCAGCACCGGAGUUGGGAGCGGCGGCGGCUACGCGGCUCGUGAACCCCCCGGAGGGUUGCGGCCGGCUGCUGCUGAGCGGCGGGAGCGCGGACCCGCGCAGGGACGACUUUGGAGACGCGUGCCACGGCGGUCAGCAGGUGAGCUGCAUGGAGCUGCUCAGGUCGAGCGACGCGGACGGCGCGCAAGGCGGCGGCGGCGGCGGGACGCGCGACUCCGUGAUAGCCAGAUACGUCUGCAAGGAAUCCAACUUGUUCAUGACUCCCGCGGCGGAGCAGCUGGCCGCGCACUCUCAGAUGGACGAGCUCUUACCUCUGGGACCGUCCUCCGCGUACUGCGCCGGUCCGCACCUAUACCGGGACCCGCCGCAGAGCGUGUGGCGCGCGUACAGCAGCCGAUCCGAGCCCGAGAGAGGCGGAUCCGGCGGACGUGAUUUGUUGUGUAAAUACUGUAACUGUGAGCAAGCCCCGCUCGGGUCCAGACGGGAAUGCCACUGCGUCUGGUACAGCAAAGGUGAGCACGGCGGCAAAGGUGGCACGCGCGCGGCGCUGGUGGCACAGGGGUACGGCCAAGUGGAAAGUUACCAAUGCGCGAUCCCCCAGGAGCAGUUCGCCCUGUCCGCCAUCAAGACCGAGCCGUCGGUGUGGAUGGAUUGCUCAGAUCGCAGCUUCAGGCAUGAGGACUUGUUCCCAGGUGUCUACCUGUCAGACAGGAGGGUGUGCCAGGUGUGCGGCGACGAUGCCUCCGGUUGCCACUACGGAGCCGUCACCUGCGGGAGCUGCAAAGUAUUCUUCAAGAGGGCUGCUGCAGGUAAGCAGAACCACCUGUGUGCCAGCCGCAACGACUGCACCAUCGACAAGCUGAGGAGGAAAAACUGCGCCUCGUGCCGCUUGAAGAGAUGCUUCAUGUCGGGAAUGAGCCUGAAAGGUCGCAGGCUGAAGGGAACCGGACAUCCGAGGAGCGCAGAGGAGGACCAGGAGCCCGGGGAAAGGGCCCGAAGGAGAGACGUCCUCUUCGAGCCGGGCGGCGCGGCCGUCAGGGCUCAAACGUCCCGGGCGCUGGCGCUCGGCAUCCCCCCGACGCUGCGCUCGUGCCUCUCCCUGCUCAGCGUCCUGCAGGCCAUCGAGCCGGCCGUGGUCAACGCGGGGCACGACCACGCGCAGCCCGACAGCCCCGUGUCGCUGCUCACCAGCCUCAACGAGCUGGGCGAGAGGCAGCUGGUGACCGUGGUGCGUUGGGCCAAGGCGAUACCAGGUUUCCGUGACAUGCAUGUAGACGACCAGAUGUCCGUGAUUCAGUUGUCCUGGAUGGGCGUGAUGGUGUUCGCUCUGGGCUGGAGGUCCUACACCCUCACCAACAGCUCCAUGCUGUACUUCGCUCCAGACCUGGUCUUCAAUGACCAACGGAUGCAAGUGUCCAGUAUGUAUGAACACUGUGUGAGGAUGAGGCUGCUCUCCCAGAGGUUCUGCAUGCUGAAGGUCACCCAGGAGGAGUUCCUCUGCAUGAAGGCCCUGGUCCUCUUCAGCAUCAUGCCGGUGGAGGGCCUGAAGAACCAGCGGUGUUUUGAUGACCUGCGGACCUCCUACAUCAAGGAGCUGGACCGCGUGGCCAGCCGCUGCGGAGAGACCACCCGCACGCAGCGACUGUUCCAGCUCACGCAGCUGCUGGACUCCCUCCAGUCGAUCGUGAGGAAGCUGCACCAGUUCACCUACGACCUGUUCCUCCAAGCUCAGUCGCUGCAGACGCGCGUCAACUUCCCGGAGAUGAUCUCCGAGAUCGUCAGCGUCCACGUGCCCAAGAUCCUCUCGGGCCUGGUCAAGCCCAUCCUGUUCCACAACGUGGCCUGAUAAGAAAGUAAAAAAAAAAAAAGGAGAGCCCGACACCCCCCACCCACGUAGAAUCCCCCCCGCCCCCGCCCACGUCGUCGCCCCUAUGCGUCGCCUCGACGGUUUGCGCGGUUGUUUUUUUCACGAGGGUGAAGUGAACCGGUGGAGCGCGGGUGAAGCGAUGAAGGGCAUAAAGCGCAUUCCUCCAGUCUAAUUGCAUCCACUUUGUUCUUCUUACUGCCUGCUAGCUGUAUCUCUCUCUCUCUCUCUCUCUCUCUCUCUCUCACACACACACACACACAUUCACACACGACACAUGUUUUUCUGGAGCCAAUUUAAAGAAACACGCAUUCCUUCACACAGGGCUCACGAAAGGCCUCGCCGCCUCGCCGCCGGUAGACGUCUUUGUAUUUUAAAAAAGCCGACAACGUGCGGAUAUGUUUUAUUUCGGGGAGGCGAGCCGGCGGCGAGAACGAGCCGCCGAGGUCCGCCGCGUCGCUUGUGUCCGUGCGUGCGGUGGCUUUUUUGACAUUUUGCGCUGGCUUUCUUCUUCGAACAAUGGAUGUUGUGUGUGCGCGCCCCGAGGUGAGCCGGGUUUGAUUGACAGCUAAUAAGCGGCGGCGGCGGCGGUGCGUGCUAAGACGCAAGUCCGUCUCGCCCGAAAUACGAGGACGGGCCCUUUUCGAUGAGCCGUUUCCGAUCCGCCGGCGGAGGGGUCACAGGGGUCACGAGCCGAAAAGAUACGCUUUUAAAAACCUGCGAGUUACCGCCGUUGAUGACAAUUCCACUUGUGUAUUUAAGAAUUUUUUCUAAUAUUAAAAGGUCAAACUGAAGAGAAAAUAAUUGUACGAAAUACCUUUUAACUGUGGCGCAUUUUUUUUUUCCCUGCCGUGUGUGUGUGUGUGUACUUUUGCGUGUUUUUUGAAUGCCAAACAUUAUUAUGAGUAAAGAAUAAUAAUUCCAGGACAAAACAUUUCAUACCGUUUGUGACUUUUUCUACAGUUUCUUAAACUAAGUGUUGCUCGCUGAAGUGCUUUUGUCGUGUGUCGCCUCGCAGCUCCUCGACGUGUUUGACAAAACGGGAAAAAGGUCCCGCCAAGAAUCCGCUAAUUGUGUUGCCUCGGCAACGGCUCGUUGUGUAAUAAAAAGUGAAGCAUG
Molecule: messenger RNA, 3583 nt
Organism: Pseudoliparis swirei
Lineage: Eukaryota; Metazoa; Chordata; Actinopteri; Perciformes; Liparidae
Product: progesterone receptor-like
Exons: 9
Coding region: 359-2446 (695 amino acids)
Biological process (GO): male gonad development; regulation of DNA-templated transcription
Molecular function (GO): zinc ion binding; DNA-binding transcription factor activity; sequence-specific DNA binding
Source: RefSeq, a predicted model, not a curated record